UUGAAUGCUCUCGAAAAACUAAAACUAUAUAUAUGCUUCCUCCCAAGCAAGAAACCAUAUCGAAGUCGAGAAAGCACUGAAAUUGAAAUUUUCCUCUGCUGCAAUCAAGUUCUUGAGUGUGGAAAAGAAGAAAAAUGGGGAGCGUGGUGAAGGGUUUGGAUCAAGAUACCUUAUCCAAGUCGAGAAAGCUUUGAAACCCCCUAGAAAAGCCUAGAAAGGUUCUGGAAUUCGAAAGUUUUCCUCUGCUGCAAGCCUGCAAUCAAGUUUGAUUGUGCAAAAGAAGAAGAAAUGGCGAGCAAGAAAGAGAUGAGCGUGGUGAAGGGUUUGGAUGUGGAGAGGUACAUGGGGAGAUGGUAUGAGAUUGCUUCAUUUCCGUCAACGUUUCAGCCCAAGAAUGGGGUAAACACCAGGGCGACGUACACGCUUAACGAAGAUGGUACAAUCCAUGUGUUGAAUGAGACCUGGAAUAACGGGAAGAGAGCCUUCAUCGAGGGAAGUGCUUACAAAGCUGAUCCCAAGAGUGAUGAGGCUAAGCUUAAGGUCAAGUUUUAUGUGCCCCCUUUCUUGCCCAUCAUCCCUGUCACAGGAGACUACUGGGUUUUGUUCAUAGACAACGAUUAUCAGUAUGCUCUGAUUGGUCAACCUAGCAGAAGCUAUCUUUGGAUUUUGUGCCGGAAUCCUCAUCUUGAUGAUGCGACCUACAACGAGCUGGUUGAGAGGGCAAAAGGUGAAGGGUAUGAUGUAAACAAGCUUCACAAGACAUCCCAAUCCGAUAAUCCGCCAGAAGUCGAGGGUGCAUCGAAUGACAAGGGAAUUUGGUGGAUAAAAUCCCUCUUUGGAAAGUAAAGAGUGUCAAUAACAGCAAUGAGAAGGGUUCAUCGUGUAUUUAACAAAAAUAAAGAGAGCUUCAUAGCUGUCUACUACAGAUAUGAGCGUCUCAGAAUUGUGCACAGUUUGGAUGGUCUUUCUGGUGUUGUUAUUAGUGUGUCUGGAUGGGGUAUCGGUUAUCUGAUGCUGAAAAGAUUAGUGUGUGUAGCGUAUACGUUUGUUUAAUCUCUUGUGUGUAAGUCAUCUUAUCUCAAGUCUUAUUCUGUCGGUUCUGGCUGUCAUAUAUACUAAUAAAAAACUUUUUUUUAUAAAUUUCUACAGUUUGUAUUGUGCAGAUUCAGAAUUUCAUUUGAAAAGAUGCCCAGCCCAGCAUUUUGGCAAUAAUCAUGUGCUUCAAUUGAAUCGUGUUUUCGGAAUCUAGUCAAAAUUUGAUCAUAAUAUUCUCA
This is a messenger RNA of Cuscuta europaea, 1274 nucleotides long. The record is from the annotation of a GenBank genome assembly. NCBI's taxonomy places the organism in Eukaryota, Viridiplantae, Streptophyta, Magnoliopsida, Solanales, Convolvulaceae.